This is a messenger RNA of Uranotaenia lowii, 2074 nucleotides long. RefSeq lists its product as uncharacterized. The record is from RefSeq and is a predicted model, not a curated record. Lineage: Eukaryota; Metazoa; Arthropoda; Insecta; Diptera; Culicidae. The transcript has a single exon. The coding region runs from base 173 to 1009 and encodes 278 amino acids.
CAUCAUAUCAAAUCCAAUCCUUGAGGUCGACGGUUGAGGUCGUGUGUCGUCAGUUUUCCGGGUAUUUUUUUCUGUUUUUCGGGAGUGAGUGACAGCGAUUUUUCUUGCUGAAAAAAGGACUGAUAUUUGUGUGUUUGGAGGAAAAAGUGAUCAUUAGAAAAAACAAAUCGAGAUGGCGUUCAGUUAUAAGUUCGUCGGAGUUUUGUGUUUGGUGGCAGCUGUAGCCGCAUUGCCAGCAGAAGAAGCAUCGCGGAAUUCAAUUUCGGACGACUUGAUGGGCAGCAUCUACAAGGAUUGUAUGCAGUCAGAUCCAGUGAACUGUGUCAAGUAUAAGAUCUUCAGCUUCUUCGAUAAGGUUGUGGCCAAGCGUAGUGUAUUUUCGUUGGCUGAAGGUGUUGCUCUAGUGAAGACUCCUGAUGCAGAAUCCGAUGGAGCUCCUCGUGCCUUGUCCGGUGAUGAAUCUAUUGAACAGUUGAUCCUGUCACGACUUCAGAGCUUCCUGUCGACACACACAAUUAAAGUUGAUCUGAAGGGUUCGGAUAUCGUCAAUGCAGUUAGCUCAACUGGACGUGCCCUUGAGGAUGUUAGUGAAAACCUGUUGGAAGAUGGCGAAGGAGAAGCCGGAGAGGCUCGUGGCAAGAAGAAGAAGGCCGCCAAGAUUUUGGGCCCAUUGAUCAUGGCCGUUGCAUUGAAGGCUGCUGCUCUUCUGCCACUUGUUUUGGGAGCCAUUGCAUUGAUCGCUGGCAAGGCCUUGCUCAUCGGUAAGAUUGCCCUGGUUCUGUCGGCCAUCAUCGGAUUGAAGAAACUGCUGUCCCAAGAGAAGCACGUGACCUAUGAAGUCGUAGCCCACCCACACCACAGCACCAGUCACUCCUCCAGCCAUGGUGAUGCCUAUUCCGCUGGAUCGUACGAUUCUGCCAGCUAUAGCGGCGCUAGCUCAGGACAUGGAGGAUGGGGACGUUCGAUCAACGACGCUCAAGAUCUAGCAUACAAGGCUCAGAAACCCUAAAUCUAUCUUCUCCACCCCUCAGCGAAACCGGAACUCAAUGGAACCGAUAGUCGAUGCCUUAUUAGUUACAUGAUUUGAGCAACUGAUUUUAAAUGUACUCCUUAGAGGAGCCUACUCUUAAGGCCGAAGUACCGCCACAAUACUCAGAUCGAGCAAAGCGCAAGAUUUUGCCUUUAUUUAUUUAAUUUAUUACACACUUGAAACCUCGAACGAUGAUAAAUUAAAUUAUUUAAAGACCAUUCAAUGUUUUUGUUAAAUGCAAACGAGCGUGAGAUAUAGAAAUAAUGUAAUUUAUUUAGCAAAAUGAAAAAAACGUAUAAAAAAAUCAUUUAAAAACAAUGAUACCAUUCAAAACAAUACACAUAUUGUGUAAAACAUCAGAAACCUCUAAACCGAUGGACAAGAUCAUUCAUACAUCAUAAAGAAAAUCUCUCUUCAUUUGAACAAUCUUCUCUUGAUCAAGCUAGGAGUUAAUCAUUUUUCUACUGUUUAAGGCCUAUUGUACUAUAUUGAUUCUAAGCUAUCCAAGAAAACACAAGAACUGUCUCCAUUUAUACUAAAAAAAACUUUCCCACAAACACCAAAAGCUUGAUAAAUCUGCCUUCUGUUCCUGUAGACAUUAAAAACUCACGAAGAAAUAGCAUCCAAUUAGUAAAACUAAUCGAAAGUAAACUCGACAUCACACUUCUUUUCUUAUGUAAUACUUUCACCUACGUAGAACAUGUCUUCAUCAUUUUAAUUCAACAUUCAAGAAUCCGCUUCUCAUGCCAGAAAUCAAAGUUCAACGAACUUUUCCUGAACUAUCGGGCGCCCACUGCCCUUGAAAACUGUUCCUAUGAUAUAAUUUCCAGUUCUUCCUUCAACUUUCGAUUCUGCUCUUUCCUGUCUUCUAUCCAACUUUCACCUUCUACGGGAAAAAGUUCUGUUCGACUUUGGAAAACCGGUUUCUGGACGCGAUUCUACCGCACCUUCAGCUACAUGCUGUUCUUCAUCCAUAAAUUCUGACGAAUGAAAAGAAAAGCAUUUGAAAAAUAAAAAAACCUGUUUGUUGUGAGAAAAAUUAAA